GAUCGAACCCCUCCCAGUUACUCCCGUGGUUCUCGCCACUAACAUCAGACAACAAUCUCCAAAUAUGUGCGAGCUCACUUGAAAUAACAACCGAGAGCGUCACAUCAUAUAUGUUGAAUGAUUCCCCGAGGAUGUGAGAGUCACGGAUGCAGCGAUCGAUGAGUGUUUCUGUCGCAGGCUCAAACAGACGAUGAGAGUUGACGAGACCCACGCAUCCUGGUGACGACGACGCGGUCCCGCUAUGGGGCUCCCGUGAACGGCCCUGGCGUCGAGUAUGUUGACUGCCUGUCAGCAUGACGCCGUUGGACCUGUGGCUUUCGCGCUCCAUCCCCAUGUGUCUGCUCCUGCAAAGCCUGGUGCUCAUGGUCCUGUGCUUUCCGUCUGCCAGCACCUGUCCCAAGGGUUGCACCUGCCAGCGGUCCGAAAGCCCUCCGCACGGCCUCAACGUCACCUGUAGUCUCUCACGCUUGAAGGAGAUCCCGCCUGACGUCCCGCCGGAAACCCAGCUUCUGCAACUCGACAGGAACCACAUAUCUCUGGUGCCCGAUCGCAUAUUUCACGGUUUGAGGAUGCUUCGGAGGCUCAAUCUAUCUCACAAUGCCGUGGAAACCCUCGGCGAGGGGGCGUUCGUCGGUUUAGAGGGAUCUCUUGAAGUGCUGGACUUGUCUCAUAACCGCAUCACUAGCGUCCACAAGGAGGCGUUCGCGCGGUUGAAGGCGCGCGUGGUGGUGGACAACAACCCUUGGCAUUGCGACUGCGCCUUACAGCAAGCGUUGGGCGGCAUGGCGCACAACCACGAGGCCGCCACGCACGUGUUGUGCCGUAGUUCGGAGCUGAGAGACCAGGAGGGCCAGCCGUUCCUGGCCGUGGACGCGGACUUGUGCAACCUAGCCAAGCGGACCACCGACUACGCCAUGUUGGUGACCAUGUUUGGCUGGUUCGCAAUGGUUAUCUCUUACGUUGUGUACUAUGUACGGCAGAACCAAGAAGACGCCAGACGACACCUCGAGUACUUAAAAUCGCUUCCCAGCAAGCCCAAGAAGCCGGACGAACCGGAGGACAUCAGCACGGUCGUGUGAUGGCGAUACCAGAGAGUAAAGGCACGUUCACACCAAGGACGAUAAUCUUUCCUGAUUCUAUAGUGAAAUCCACACUACGACUAUAACGAUAACAACACAGAAGAAAGAUAUCGGUUAGGGAUGCGCGAUAUAUCGGCCGCCAUAUCGGUAUCGGCCGAUAAAUGCACAUUUGUAAUGCUAUCGCUAUUGACCCCUAAACAAAUUUGGUCAUAAUUAUGUGUUGGGACAUGGAUUUUAAUGAUGAGACUUUUUUUUUUUUUUAAUCAGGCUCUCAAAAAUUAUAUAAAAAUAUAGAUUUAGAGUUAUCGGCCACCAUAUCGGUAUCGGCCGAUAAAUGCUAAUUUUUAAUGCUAUCGUUAUCGACCCCUUAACAAAUUUGGUCCGAUAUGUUAAAGCUGAUUUAAUGGAUUAUUUCCUUCAGCUGAGACACUUCAGAUGUGCACUGUUCGCCACGAUGGUUUUAAAUUGCUUGAAAUAGGAUUGGAAACACUUCAGUGCAACACAAGUCCGUCUUAUCGGAUACAUAAAACAUGAGAAUAUUAUAAUUAUGUGUUGGGACAUGGAUUUUAAUGGUGAGACUUGUUUUUUUUAAUCAGGCUCUCAAAAAUUAUAUAAAAAUAUAGAUUUAG
Molecule: messenger RNA, 1708 nt
Organism: Pimephales promelas (fathead minnow)
Lineage: Eukaryota; Metazoa; Chordata; Actinopteri; Cypriniformes; Leuciscidae
Gene: lrrc3b
Product: leucine rich repeat containing 3B
Biological process (GO): signal transduction
Cellular component (GO): plasma membrane
Molecular function (GO): protein binding; signaling receptor activity
Source: RefSeq, a predicted model, not a curated record